Molecule: messenger RNA, 3552 nt
Organism: Erinaceus europaeus (western European hedgehog)
Lineage: Eukaryota; Metazoa; Chordata; Mammalia; Eulipotyphla; Erinaceidae
Gene: PTGS2
Product: prostaglandin-endoperoxide synthase 2
Exons: 10
Coding region: 108-1934 (608 amino acids)
Biological process (GO): response to oxidative stress; cyclooxygenase pathway
Cellular component (GO): cytoplasm; neuron projection
Molecular function (GO): prostaglandin-endoperoxide synthase activity; oxidoreductase activity, acting on single donors with incorporation of molecular oxygen, incorporation of two atoms of oxygen; heme binding
Source: RefSeq, a predicted model, not a curated record
GUUGUCAAAGGGCUGGCAGCCUGAGAUCUCCGCAACAGGUCCAGGAAUCAGCUCCCUGCAGCGCAGCGCGCCUCCUCUCGCCCGCCGCCCUCAGCGCCUGGCUCAAGAUGCGCGCCCUCGCCCAGCUGCUGUGCGCAACGCUGGCCGCCAGCCUCAGCCUCAGCCUCGCAGCCAAUCCUUGCUGUUCCAACCCAUGCCAAAACCGAGGUGUGUGUAUGAGCACUGGAUUUGACCAGUAUAUGUGUGACUGUACCAGGACAGGAUUCUAUGGUGAAAACUGUUCAACUCCUGAAUUUCUGACGAGAAUAAAAUUAUUCCUGAAACCCACCCCAAACACUGUGCACUACAUACUUACCCACUUCAAAGGAGUCUGGAACAUUGUCAAUAACAUUCCUUUCCUGCGAAAUAUAAUUAUGAGAUAUGUGUUGACAUCCAGAUCACAUUUGAUUGAGAGUCCACCAACUUACAAUGUGCACUAUGGCUACAAAAGCUGGGAAGCCUUUUCUAACCUCUCUUACUAUACCAGAGCUCUCCCUCCUGUAGCUGAUGACUGCCCAACACCCAUGGGUGUGAAAGGGAAGAAAGAGCUUCCUGAUUCAAAAGAAGUUGUGGAAAAGUUUCUCCUAAGAAAAAAGUUCAUUCCUGAUCCCCAGGGCACAAAUAUGAUGUUUGCCUUCUUUGCCCAGCACUUUACCCAUCAGUUCUUCAAGACAGAUCAUAAGAAAGGACCAGCUUUCACCAAAGGAUUGGGCCACGGGGUGGACUUAAAUCAUGUUUAUGGUGAAACGCUGGAUAGACAGCACAAAUUGCGCCUUUUUAAGGAUGGAAAAAUGAAAUCCCAGAUAAUUGAUGGAGAAGUGUACCCUCCCACAGUCAAAGACACUCAGGUCUCCAUGAUCUACCCACCACAUAUCCCAGAACACCUACACUUUGCUGUGGGGCAUGAGGUCUUCGGCAUGGUGCCAGGCCUGAUGAUGUAUGCCAUCAUUUGGCUACGGGAACAUAACAGAGUGUGUGAUGUGCUUAAACAGGAGCAUCCAGAAUGGGAUGAUGAGCGUUUGUUCCAGACCAGCAGGCUAAUCCUAAUAGGAGAAACCAUUAAGAUUGUGAUUGAAGACUAUGUACAGCAUUUGAGUGGCUAUAACUUCAAGCUCAAGUUUGAUCCAGAGCUGCUUUUCAACCAGCAAUUCCAGUACCAAAACCGCAUUGCUUCUGAGUUCAACACCCUUUAUCACUGGCAUCCCCUUAUGCCUGACACCCUUCAAAUUGAUAACCAGGAAUACAACUACCAACAGUUCCUCUACAACAAUUCCAUCUUACUGGAACAUGGACUUACCCAGUUUGUUGAAUCUUUCAGCAGGCAAAGAGCUGGCAGGGUUUCUGGUGGUAGGAACCUUUCACCUGCAAUACAAAAGGUAGCACAGGCCUCAAUUGACCAAAGCAGGCAGAUGAAGUACCAGUCUUUUAAUGAGUACCGCAAACGCUUUCUGCUGAAACCCUACAAAUCAUUUGAAGAACUCACAGGAGAGAAGGAAAUGGCUGCAGAGUUGGAAGCAGCUUAUGGUGACAUUGAUGCCAUGGAGCUGUAUCCUGCUCUCCUGGUAGAAAAACCACGACCAGAUGCCAUCUUUGGUGAGACCAUGGUAGAAAUUGGAGCGCCAUUCUCCCUAAAAGGACUUAUGGGUAAUCCUAUUUGUUCUCCUGACUACUGGAAACCUAGCACUUUUGGUGGAGAAGUAGGCUUCAAAAUCAUAAAUACUGCCUCAAUCCAGUCCCUCAUCUGCAAUAAUGUGAAGGGUUGCCCUUUUACCACCUUCAGUGUUCAAGAUCCACAGCUCACCAAAACUGUCACCAUUAAUGCAAGCUCUUCUCAUUCUGAACUUGACGACAUCAAUCCCGCAGUACUACUCAAAGAACGUUCAACUGAGCUGUAGAAGUCUAUUGGCAAUAUUUAUUUAUUUAUAUAAUCUAUUUGGACUUAUUUAAUAUUUAUAUCAACCUCCUUAUGAUUGUUAACAUCUGCUAAGGAGAAAAAGAUCAAACUUGUAAAGGUCUUUAUGUCACUAUUUGAAAGAUAUAUUUUCUUCAAGUUAGAGGAAAAUAUCUUCAUUCUUUUCUGUGAAUCUAUGGGAAAUGAUUUGAUACCUUUUUACUUGAAUUUUCCUCUUAGGAUGUUAUAGUAAGACCAAAAUCAAUGAUGUCUGAAUGUUUUAAUGCUGUUACAAGAUGACAAAAUGCUGCAAGUUUAUUUCUACUCUGUUGAUAUUACCAUUUUAUCUUUCGUGAUGUAUUGGACAUCACACUUUUUUUUUUUUUUUUAACCAGAGCACUGUUCAGCUCUGGUCAUGAUAUAUUGGAGAAAACUACCGAUACUUCAUACUCCUUUUAUUAUCUUCUUUUAUGUAUUUUACUAAGAGAAGCUCUAUUAUAAGUUAACUUUCAUUUUCUGGCUUAAAAUCUGAGUUCAUCUCUCCUUAGACUCUGUCUAUAUUUUCAUGUCUGAAUUUUUGUAAGUUUUCAGGAAAACCUCAGCUCAGGACUAUUGUUUAGUUCCUCUUAAGAGGGCUAAAAGAAAAAAGGACAAUGGGGGUUCAUGACAGGAAGAAGAUGAUAUUCCAGUUCUAAUGAAUGUCCUUUAUCAUUUAAAAAACAAUUCCUAAAUAGUUCCCCCAAAGAUUUUUUUUUCUUUUCCACAUCUCAUUGUCAUCUAACAUUUCUGGUACUGUAUGUCACUUAAUUUAUUGGAGAUUAUUAUUUAUGUUUUUCUAGAAUAUUACUGUGCCAAGAUGGGCUUCAGCCUGCAGUCACUGAUUGUGUGUGUGUGUGUGUUAUGUCAGAAUCAAUAUGUCUUCAUUAUAAUUACCUCUUUGAGCUACUAUAUAAACUACAAAAGAGAUGACUGGAUUGGGAUUUGUGAAUAAAAUUUUACAAACCCAAAUCUGGCAGACUGGGAUUAAAGAUAAGAAUGUCUUUGAGUGGAAAGAGAGAAUACUGUUUCAUCAACCCACUCAUGCCAGAAGAUUGAGCUCUUACACAUUUCUGAAGAGCUAAAUGUUUCGUUGAUUCACUCAACCACAACUUAUUGAAGUAUUCUAUGCAAAUUACUAUGGAUUUUGAUGCUUUUAAACCACAUGCUAAUAAUAAUGUCAUUUUAUAUAAAUGAAAGAGUGUAUCUCUUAUGUAGAAAAGGAAAUGAAAUUUUAUUGAAAAGAGAUAAUUCAGGGGACUCUAAGAUUUUAGCUUUAAGAAGUUUAAGACUAAGAUAAAUAAUGUUAGAAAGAAUUGUAUAAAAAUUGUUGAUUUUCUUGAUUGAAGAAACUGAUUUGCUAUUAGCAUCAAUAUUCUGACUGUACCUGGGAGUUUGGAAUGUGUAUGUAUAUAUAUAUAUAUAUAUAUAUAUGUGUGUGUGUGUGUGUGUAUAUAUAUAUAUAUAUAUAUGUGUGUCUUGACAUAUAUAUACAUAUAUAUGUCUUGGUGCAUCAAAUAAAUGACUAUUUUUAUACUUUUUAGAAUCAAAAAUGUCUCUUCUAAAAUAAAUUGACUGUUUCCAUA